AUGCUGAAAUUGUUUAGUGAUAAGAAGACCAAAGAUAAAAAAGCCAAAAACAACAACAAUCUGAAUGAGAAGCGUCCGGCGUCGGCACAAAGUUCCAAUGGGACAGAGAGCGAAUCGGACCACCAUCGUGAAUAUGUGAAGACGUUAGAAAAUUUCAUAUUCUCCACUGAAAAGUUAGGAAUCGAUGGAUUAGCGAAACAAUACCGGAAACUGGACGCUCAGCUGGAUUCGUCGCUGAGUUUUGACGCCUUUAAGAUUAAUAUGCACAAAAAUCGAUAUUCGGACGUUGUCUGUCGUGACAACACUCGUGUAAAGCUGACGAUUGAUGCUAGCAAACAAGGAGACUACAUUCAUGCAAAUUAUGUCAAAAAUCCAUAUCUCCACAACACAUUUAUCUGUACACAAGGCCCGCUACAGUAUACCACACACGAUUUUUGGAGGAUGGUUUUUCAGGAGAGGGCGCAGAGUAUUUUGAUGCUUUGUCGAGUAAUUGAAGAAGGCCGCCCGAAAUGUGUAAUGUAUUGGCCAUCGAACGGAGAAGAGGAGACGUAUGGAUGCAUUCGAGUCAAGAAUAUGGGCGAGAGCAGUGACGAAUUCGAAGUUGUGAAUUUGGCAGUGACGUUUGUACCUGAUGAUGUGGCAGCCAAUGAGCAACCAACUGAUAAGUCAGAGCUCAGAGUGAACCUGAUUAAGUGGCCAAACUGGCCAGAUCGUGGUGUACCCGACGAGAAGUGCCAUACCGUUCCCCAACGUCUUUUGGCACAAGUCAGACAGGGACCGUGUGUUGUGCAUUGCUCAGCUGGAAUCGGAAGGACUGGAUGUGUGGUUGCACUGGAAUUCGCAUAUACUCGAUUGAAUAAAGGGGUGAAGGUGGACUUUGAGGAGAUCGCAAACGAGCUCCGAAAACAACGUGCCCAGUGUAUUCAAACCGAGAUCCAAUACCUCUACAUCCAUCGUGUAAUGAUUGCCUUUGCCAGAGGAGAGGCUGAAAUUUCAGACAAGGCUUGUGCAGCUGCAGACGCAUUCUUAAAGAACUACGACGAUCAUUUGAAGCGGAAUUAA
This is a messenger RNA of Caenorhabditis briggsae, 1062 nucleotides long. Bases 1 to 1062 code for a protein of 353 amino acids. NCBI's taxonomy places the organism in Eukaryota, Metazoa, Nematoda, Chromadorea, Rhabditida, Rhabditidae. The record is from RefSeq and is a predicted model, not a curated record. Gene Ontology annotation, biological process: protein dephosphorylation. Gene Ontology annotation, molecular function: protein tyrosine phosphatase activity. The transcript has 6 exons.